CUACUUUUCUAGUAGCUAGCGCGCACCGCGCGGGUGGUGUAGGUCUACCAACAGAAGAUCUUCCAUGGUGUGAAAACUGCUACCAGUACAUUCUAGAACAUAUUUCUGUUUCGAUUGGACUACAGUGCUCAGACUGGUUGUUGGGUUAGCUAGCACAGGCAGAGAUAAGUAAUCAGUUAGCUAGCACGGGCGACAAACUCGAAAGACUAACCGGAUCGCUCCUGCAUCUCACAGAGUUAGCGACUCAGCAGAAUGGGAUCAGACGCUUGCGAUGUCAGGGACUCCGUACAGCAGAGUUUGGAAGCGCUGGAGAAAGCUGGUAGCACGGUACCGCAGCUCGCUAGGACCUGGAUAGAAGCCCAGCUGCUGCACUUGUCUUCGAGCUCUACCGAGAACCUGGCAAAUAAUGGACAGCGACAGGAUCCGGUGGCAUCCACAACCGAUGUUCUUGUUUCUCUACUUCAAUCAACAAGCACAUGCAUAAUUGUGCUAUUGGAGCAAGCACUCAAAACAGAUAAUGUGGUAAGGGACCUAAAAGACAAUGUGCUGCAAUUGCAGGGAGAUUUGGAUAUGGCCAACUGCAAAUCUUCGAAGGCAGUAGAAGCACGUUGUGCAAUGGAGACCGAGAUGGCAAAACUAACCACUGUCAUUCAGGAAAAGGAAGAUCAGCUGUGUAUGUCUACUCAGGUAAACAUGGAACUAGAGACUCAGUUACAUCAAUUUUUACAGCAAGGAGAUGAGAAUAUUGGUGUGCACCUACCUGACUUUGAUUCAAAUGGCACCGUCCAGACACAAAGUCUUCAUGAGCCCAGAUCAACAUCUCGGAGAACCUCAACAGUGCAAGACCCGGUCAUGACUUCUACUGAACAAUCAAAUGAAGCCGUAAAGAAGCAGCUAGCCGACUCCAAAACCAUGAUCCAAGUGCCACACGAUGAGCUUCCCGCAAUUAUAUCAACAUUGGAGGGGGAGCUAGUUGAUUCAAAGGAUAUGAACACUGAUCUAAAUGUACAAUUGUCUGCAUUGAAGGCCUCGAAUAAGGAGCUUGUGAUGAAACUGGAGAUGCAGGCCAAGGAGCUGCGGCAAUCAGCUGCUGAGCUUGAACAUCGACUGCAAGAGAAGUGUAGAGAGCAGGUGCAAGAAAUUGAGCAUCUCUUAGCCGAGAAAGAGGACACUGUACGGGCCUGUGAGCAGUAUCAACAAGCUAUCGCUCUUCAUAAGGAACGAGAAGAAGAUGUGCGAGACAAAUUGUUUGCAGCUCGCCAAGAGUCGCAGCAGAUCCAGAAGCGAUAUCGUGCUUUGCUGGAGGUAAGCAGCAAAUUAAUGCAAGAAGUAAGGAAACAGAAAGAGCCAACGUCUAUCCUGGAAGUUGAUCAGGCACCGCACCAGUAUACUUCAGUACCUGAACCAGUUCUGACAGAGGCCAAGGGUACACAGACACGCCCUCCAACGAAGGAGGAGUCUCUUUCAGUGACGAAGAUUCUUUUUGGUGUUGAAAAGUUAUGUGCGGACAUGGACGAGACGACAGCACAGCUGAAGCAGAGCAAUUCCAACCUCAGCACACCAUACCCCGCUACAAGACAGCUGAACAGGCGUAAAUCAGGAAGCCAGCAACACUUGCACGUACAACAACGUGACGAAAGCACUCCACUGGUUCAGUCGCUCAGCGCUAGCGAUUAUUUGUCUCGUGGUUAUCCGUCCAGGGCGGUGGCUGAAUACGGUAUUCGUUUGAUUGAUGAAUCACUGUCCGGCCUGGCUCACAACCCACCACAUAUGUACCAGGCACCGGCAGUGAAGCGAGUGUUUCCGAAUUCUGGAAUCAUGGACUCUGGUGUAGGUAAUUCAUAUCAUUCUCAAUUUGUCAGGCCAGCAAGUGACUUGGCGUCCCUUAGCCUUGAUCAGUCACCGCGUAGUGCAUUGGCUAAAACACAUGAUAAAGAUCAAGUCGACUUUCAUACUGACCAGUCCGAGCCCCAUUCUCAGAGAUUGCAACACAAACAGUCACACCAUAGCCAUGGGUAUGCCAUUGAUCAGUUCAGCCGGAAUCAGCCUUCACAGUUGUCACAGCAGCAGCAGCGCCACCACCAGGACGUACCAGUCACUUCUCGGAGACCGUCAUCUUUUGACACUGCCCAUUCCAAGCAUCAUCGUGACGAGGAUCUAGCUGAUGCACCAAUUCGCUACCCACCGGGGAUAAAAUUGGCUCAUGCGAGAAGUCACUGAGAACACAUGCGGUAUUGAGUGGCCUUCUUUCCUUAUUUUAUCCACAGCUUUGUAUUGUGCUUCUGUUUGUCCAAUAGAAUAUGCACGGCGGCAUAAUGAUGUGCUGUUGAGGUUUCUCAACCGCAAGUCAGUAUCAUGUCGCAGUCUCUACGUAUGUGCACGGCCUUGGCAGCAACGUUUCUAUGUGUAUGCAGUGUGACAGUGUGACUGCAUUAGCCUUGUCCACUUGUCUUUGCAAUCAACACUCCCUACUAAAGCAGUGCUGCCAGUUCCGACACUGCCUUGAAUUACCACUACAUACUGUACUUUCAUUUCCCCAUUUACCAGUACAUGUAUUCACUAUUCAUUUGAGUGCUGCCUAUUAUAAGUAUGAGAUCAUCCGGUAUUAUUUCUUCAGAAUAAUCAGAAUAUCAGAAUAUAUUUUCAGAUGGAUUAGUCUUAGAGACUUCCCAAUGAUCGAAUGCGGUAUCCCCUUCUCGCGACUGACUCUUUUCAGUACAUUUGUACAUUUCACUGCUGCCCCUGUACUGUACCAUGGCAAUGAUGAUUGAGCCACAUCAUAUUUGGCCGGGAUGAAA
Messenger RNA from Sycon ciliatum, 2798 nucleotides. RefSeq lists its product as uncharacterized. The transcript has 3 exons. The record is from RefSeq and is a predicted model, not a curated record. NCBI's taxonomy places the organism in Eukaryota, Metazoa, Porifera, Calcarea, Leucosolenida, Sycettidae. Bases 253 to 2220 code for a protein of 655 amino acids.